CAUAACCUAAAAUAAGUUUUCAAUACGGAUGGACGGCGUGGAUGUAGUCACAUACAUCACAGUGGGCCCCACAGUCAAGGGUCUAACCUAACUCAGCCCCUUUCUUGGCAGGAUAUGGUAUUGAAAUGCAAAUCUUUCGAACAUUCACCGAAUAAAUGCCUCCACUUCUCCACUCCCCAUUCACCCAUUCAAAAUACAGAGUCAUAGAAGAAGAGAUCUUCUCUCUCCUCUCCAUCUCUACCUCUUCCCAUCACAUCUUCCAAAUCCAAGCCCAACUCUUCACCCUCGGACUUCACCAAAAUAACUUUCUUGCCACUAAGCUACUCCAUCUCUGCUCUUCCACCUCUUCCAUCUCCCAUGCUUCCCUUCUCUUCCACCACAUCUCCAACCCAACCAUCAGCCUCUGGAAUGCCUUCAUCAGAUUCCUCUCUCAAAACAGUCUCCCCUUCCUUACCCUCCAAACCUACACCCAGAUGAAAAAUACCAUCAUCCCACCCGAUCAUUACACCUUCCCCUCCCUCAUCAAGUCCUGCGCCGCUCUCCCCUCAUCCCCGCCCAUCGGCCCUGCUGUCCAUGGCGAGAUCGUAAGGACUGGGUUCAACUCAGAUCGUUACGUAUGCAACGCGCUCAUUGAUAUGUACUCGAAACACGGGUUUCUUGAGAGUGCAGUCUACUUGUUCGAGACAAUGCCUGUGAAGGAUGUAGUCGCUUGGAACAGCAUGGUCGCGGGGUUUUUUAGAAGGGAGGAUGUGGAGAAGGGGAGGGACCUGUUUGAGCGAAUGCCCGAGCGUAAUGUGGUGAGUUGGAAUACCGUGGUCGCGGGUUACGCGCGGAAUGGGUGUGCAACUGAAGCGUUGGGGCUCUUUCGUAAGAUGCAGUUGGAAGGGGUUCAGCCAAACGAGGUGACGCUGGUCGGCGUACUGACAGCUUGUGCACAGGCUGGCGCUCUUGAAAUUGGGAAAUGGGUACACCGUUUCAUCAAGAGGAGCAGGAUCCGGAUGGAUAUUCAUUUGUAUAACUGCUUGAUUGAUAUGUAUGCAAAGGGAGGUAGCUUGAGAGAUGCACGCCAGGUUUUUGAUGGAAUGGGUGAGAGGAGUGUCGUGUCAUGGAACGCAAUGAUUGCCGGAUUUGCCAUGCACGGGUUCGGUGAGGAUGCAGUUUGGCUGUUUGAAGAGAUGGAGAGGGAAGGUGUCGAGCCUAAUGAUAUCACGUUCAUUGGUGUUCUCACUGCUUGCGCGUAUGCUGGCCUAAUCAGAGAAGGGCGCAGAUAUUUCAGUUGCAUGGCUGAAGAAUAUGGGAUUACACCUAAGGUAGAGCACUACGGGUGCAUGGUUGAUCUACUUGGUCGAGGUGGGUAUGUAAUUGAGGCUCAUGAGCUGAUAAAGAGCAUGCCUAUCUCCCCAGAUGCAGGUAUUUGGGGUGCUCUAAUGGGGGCUUGUCGAACUCAUGGCUACUUGGAGUUGGCGGAGCAUGCAUUGAUUUGCCUUCUUGAACUAGAACCAUGGAAUGCAGGGAACUAUGUCAUUCUCUCGAAUAUUUAUGCAGCCAGAGGCCGUUGGGAUGAUGUCGAAUGGUUGCGGAAGAAAAUGAGAGGAAGGAAUGUCCAAAAGACUCCAGGGUCAAGCUCCAUUGAAGUGGAGAGUUCAAUCCAUGAGUUUGUCGUAGGGGACAGGUCUCAUCCUCGCACAAAGGAGAUAUAUGACAAGUUGGAGGAGUUGGGAAUCCAGUUGAAGCAAGCAGGCUAUGUGCCCGACCUAAACUCGCUGUUGCACGUUGUAUGCGAGUAGGGAGCAGCUGCUCCAUGUGCAUUGCAAGAAGCUCACCAUUGCUUUUGAGUACAUCAGCACUAGCCUGAGGAUGCCAAUUAGAGCUGUCAAGAACUAGAGUGUUUGUGGAGAUCGCCAUGCCCACAACUAAGCUAAUAUCAAAGAUUGUCCAAAGGGAAAUAAUUGUUAGAGAUCGGAUCGGAUUUCACCAUUUGGAGGAUGGGACAUGUUCUUGUAAGGAUUAUUGGAGAUCCAGUCUCCUGAUACAACUAGGGAGCUGAAGGUGGAGGAGUUGGUUGAUACGCUGUCAUUGUAUGAUUCUCCAUAUGCAAUGUACGCAGCCAGUGAACUUCAGGCUUACAGAGGUUCCUCAAAUUGUACAAAUCAUUGGACCCCACUUAGGACGGUGUAUGAUCAGAAUAGAAUGCUUGGAUAAUCGUAAAUCUCUGAUUCAUGGAUUUUUUGUUGUUGAAUUUGGAUAUAUGGACUAUUUUCCAUUUUAGCCAUCCAGUGAUGGAAACCAAUCUAGCAGUGGGGCCCAUGAUUUGGUUGCCUUAUAUAUGUCUGCCAUGUAGAUGGUACGAUGCACAAGGGGCUCCUCAGUGAAACAAUUACUAGACAAUAAAAGAAAGAGGUGUUGUUAUAUGAUA
Molecule: messenger RNA, 2416 nt
Organism: Magnolia sinica
Lineage: Eukaryota; Viridiplantae; Streptophyta; Magnoliopsida; Magnoliales; Magnoliaceae
Product: pentatricopeptide repeat-containing protein At2g20540-like
Exons: 2
Coding region: 156-1787 (543 amino acids)
Biological process (GO): RNA modification
Molecular function (GO): RNA binding; protein binding
Source: RefSeq, a predicted model, not a curated record